CGAUAAUGACACAUACUAGAUGAAAUCGUUCCUCCUUGCAUAUCUGAUCUCUUCACUCUCGUUUUUCUUUUCUCAUACAUGAAUUGAUGCUGUCUCAACUUACUGGCUAGCUUCAAGUAGCUUUAAUUAGCUGCCCAGUACCUAUCUAAUCGCGACUAUCUAGGCGUUUAAUAAGAUCAGACAUCCGACAAAGUCAAUUACGUACUCUACAACGAACUAGUAACUUGCAUAACACAAAGCUACACACGAUAUCCUCGUUGGUUGUACAAUGGCUACACCUUGGAUUCCCCGAAUGCAUCUCUGGGAGAUCGACGAUCAGCCGUGGUUCCCCUCCUUCCUCCGCAACUACGUUCAGAUCGGUCUAACACAUGCCUGGACCACCCACCUUCCACUGCUGCAGUCUGGCAGCCCCGCCACCCUCGUGGCCGCGAUUCUGCGGCGCGUGCUCGGCGCAUCUGUAUCGCGGCACACCUAUAUUGACUUCUGCGCCGGCGCGGGGGGUCCCACGCCCUUUAUAGAGCGCGCCCUGAACCAGCAGCUCUCCAACUCCACCACCUCCUCUACCGCACCGAGCUACGCUGCCGUUGCCGACCCUAAAACUGCAUCUGCCACCGCAGUAGACUUCGUACUCACGGACCUACACCCGAACGUCGAGUCCUGGGAAGAAGCGAGCAAGAAGAGCGAUCACCUAAGCUACGUCGCGCGCCCCGUCGACGCCUCCGCCGCACCCGCCGAACUCCUGCACCAAUAUGGCAAAGAGAACAAGAACGGCAAGGGAAUAUUCCGGCUCUUCAACCUAGCAUUCCACCACUUCGACGACAACCUCGCGCGCGCGAUCCUAAAGAACACGCUCGAAACUAGCGAAGGAUUCGGCAUAUUCGAGCUCCAAGAACGCACCCUCUCGGGCUUCACGACCUGCAUCCUCUUCGGCUUCUUCAUCCUACUAAUCGCGCCCAUCCUGUACUGGUGGAAUCCCCUGCGGCUUCUCUUCAUCUACCCCCUCCCCGUCGUCCCCUUCGUCCUCGUCUUCGACGGCCUAAUCUCCUCCCUCCGCACCCGCACCGCCGACGAAGUCGAAGCUCUCCUACGCACCUGCGGCGCCGACUGCGACGGGUGGGAGAUAAAGAGCGGGCGCGAGCGCUUCCUCUGGCCUUGCGGGUACCUGAACUGGGUUAUCUGCACCAAGAAGUCCGCGCUGCCGUGAACGGGGGGUGGUGAUCUAGGAAGGAUUCGGACCGUAGGAUAAGAAAGGAUCGAUGUCGGCGCGAAGCGUAGGAUAUCUAAGGAUGACAAAAUAACGCAACGAAUUGGUUUUUUUUUCUCGCUUACAUAUCUGUUACACUAUCAGCUCGGAACAUUUCCAUUGUAAUUAAUAAUAGGCUGCGAGAUCUUAGAAAUAGAGCUAGACGCCUCGUAUAGCGAGCCCCGGAUCUAGAUUAGCCAGUUAUAUCCCCUGUUAUCGAAAUCGUUGGGUUCGGAAUCAGCCAUCAAUAUUCCAUAUUAUGUACAGGGAAGCAUUGCUUGCUCACUGCCAAUUUCAAGAUAGAUACAGAAUAUACAGAAGACGUUAUCUUUGCAUU
Molecule: messenger RNA, 1580 nt
Organism: Annulohypoxylon maeteangense
Lineage: Eukaryota; Fungi; Ascomycota; Sordariomycetes; Xylariales; Hypoxylaceae
Exons: 3
Coding region: 269-1204 (311 amino acids)
Source: RefSeq, a predicted model, not a curated record